UGGGGACCCUACUUUCCACCCCGGCCGCCGCCACCUCUUCCUCGCCCUCCUCUUCGUCCGCCGCCUCGUCCUCAUCGCCCAGCUCCCGGAAGAUGGUGGUGUCAGCGGAGAUGUGCUGCUUUUGCUUCGAUGUGCUCUACUGUCACCUGUAUGGAUACCAGCAGCCCCGGACCCCCCGGUUCACCAACGAGCCCUACCCACUGUUUGUAACGUGGAAGAUUGGUCGAGACAAAAGAUUGCGUGGAUGCAUAGGUACUUUUUCCGCCAUGAAUUUGCAUUCAGGACUCAGGGAGUACACACUUACCAGUGCCCUUAAAGAUAGCCGUUUUCCCCCAAUGACAAGGGAUGAACUGCCACGGCUCUUCUGCUCAGUGUCUCUGCUCACUAACUUUGAAGAUGUUUGUGAUUAUUUGGACUGGGAGGUGGGUGUACAUGGCAUUAGAAUAGAAUUCAUCAAUGAAAAAGGAUCAAAACGCACCGCCACCUAUCUACCGGAGGUUGCAAAGGAGCAAGGAUGGGACCAUAUUCAGACCAUAGACUCCUUAUUGAGGAAAGGAGGAUACAAAGCUCCGAUUACUAAUGAAUUCAGGAAAACCAUAAAACUGACCAGAGUGGAAAUGAAUGGCAGGGCCAUACUGAGGAUGGAUACAAUGGAACUAUGCUUGGCAGUAAAGCCUGUAAAAUGUAUGAGCCCAUCCUUCCCACCUUUAGCUCUAUGUGAUUACUCUGGCUUUAUACAAGCAAAUCCUCUGGGCCUUUAGACUACAUUAUUGAAGAAAGUUACCUGAAUUAGCUAUUGGCAAGCUUUUGACGUGGCUUAGCAGAACCCCGGGAUUCUGAUAAGCAGUCCUCAAAUUUGAAUUUAACCUUAGAAUUUUGGCAGUAAUAGAAGUUUCCCAUGGAAGCUUGCUGAAAAAUACAAUAAAGCUAGACUCACAAAUGCUAAAUAAACUUCUUCAUGGGAUAAUGGGGAUACUUAUUUUAAAAGGAAAAUAUCAAAAUUUUAGGCAAAUGGGUUGUGGUUUCCAUUUAUUUUAAUUCUAUAAAACCACAUUGAAUGCCUAAAAUGGACUCUCCUCAGCUCUGAGGAGUUUUGAAUUUGAAAAUGCCUCCAUCUCUGCUCUCCCUGAGUUCACAGUCUAAUUGAAGGGCAUGUACAAAGACGAUUAUUAAUAUAAGGCAGAAUGUGAUAGAUGAUGUGAGAUCAUAAAGUAGGGGAAUAGAAAUUCCAGGAGGGGUUAGGGGUAAGAAAAUUUCAAAGAGGAGGUAGAUUUGAAGCUGGACUUUAAAAAUAGGUAGAAUAUUUGACAGGCAGAGAGCAGGGGAGAAAAGAGAUUAAUUAAAGGGAACUUUGUGAGUCAAUACAUGUAGGUGGCUUAGUACCGAGCAAGUUCUGAGGAAUGUUCAAUAGUCCAAUUUGGCUGGUCUUUUAGUGUACAUAUAGAAGGUGGUCAUUUGAGGAAAAUAUGGCAAAGAAGAUAGUUUGGGUCAGAUCAUAAGGGUCUUGAGUUCCAGGCUGAGAAGUUCAGACCUGAUUCUAUAGGCAAUUGGUAGCCAUUGAAGGGUUUUAAACUGAUGGAUUUGGGGAGGUAUAAAUUAGAAUUGGAAGCAGGAAAAUUAGUUAGAAGACAUUGCUAUUAUCUAAGAAUCUCUGGCAGCAACCCAUAUGGGGUGAAUUGGGAACCUUAACAAGAGCUGUGGCAGUCAGAUGGAAGAAAGGAGGGAACAGAUAAGAAAAUAUUGUGAAAAAAAAUGAAAGGACUUAGUCAUCUUUCAGAAGUAGGAAAGAAGAACAAAUCAAGGCUUUACUCCAGAUAAAAGGGACCAAGGUGAUCCCUUCAACCAAGAGAGGAACCGCAAGAGGAGAGUCAGGUUUAUGCAUUGAUACUGGAUUUCCGGUGUUUCCUGGGAUAUCUGUAUAUUAACAUCCAGUAGGUUACUGAGUCUGCGUGUGUAGAGCUCAUGGACAGAGGUGGUGAUUAGGGAUCAUCUGUAAAAAGCACAUAGUUGGAGCUAUGAGGAUAGGGUUCAUUGAACAAGAACAGAGCAUAGGGUCGAAAGGACUGAAGGUAGAAACAUAGGAAAAUCCUACAAGGCAGGAGUAGGAUGAGUAGUCAUAAGGAGCAGUCUGAGAGGCAUGGGGAUAACCAGGGGAAUGUGGAGUUGUAGAACCCAUGGCACAAGAGAACUUCAAAAAGGGAGUGCUAAGCAGUACCAUAAUGGAGGUGUCAAGCAAGAGGAGUGGCCUUCUGAAAGAGCAGUGUCUGUGGAAGAGUGACAGCGGAAGUCAAGAUACACUGAGCUGAGGAGUAUUGUGAGAUGAGAAAAUACACAUUACUCUUGAGAAGUCUGCCAAUGAAAAAGGUAGAGAUGAGGGAAAAGGGAAUUUGAGAUACCAGGAUUAAGAAAAGGUUUUCGUUGUUACUGUUUUUACUUAAUGGCAAGACUUGAGUAGAUGUGUGCAGAGGGGAAAGGAAUGGUAAAGAGGGAGCAAUGGAUGAUCCCAGAAAAAAAAAAAAGUAGUCAAGUGAGUGAGUUACAUACAUGAUGGUAACAGGUUGGCUUUUUUCUGUUCCUUACUGUUAGCAAGCUGGGGAUCAGAGGGCAAUAAAAUUUGUAGAACAAUUUAAACAAGGAGUAGUAGAUUGGAAAGAGCACUGGACUCAGACUCUGGAUUCCUGGGCUCUGAUCUCAGCUUUGCUAAUUAUUAGCUGCAUGACACUGGGCAAGUCACUGGUCUUCUCUGGGCUUCUGUUUCCUGACCUAUAAAAUUAUCUCCAAAGUCCCUCCUAGUUCUGACACUGUCAUGUCACCUAUUUCUUGUUAACUUUGU
Molecule: messenger RNA, 2833 nt
Organism: Miniopterus natalensis
Lineage: Eukaryota; Metazoa; Chordata; Mammalia; Chiroptera; Miniopteridae
Source: RefSeq, a predicted model, not a curated record